Molecule: messenger RNA, 584 nt
Organism: Porites evermanni
Lineage: Eukaryota; Metazoa; Cnidaria; Anthozoa; Scleractinia; Poritidae
Source: the annotation of a GenBank genome assembly
GAAUAAACGGAGUUAAAAUGGCGGCAAGUGAACCUGGGUUAUCGUGCGAGGUUCGAGGUAAGAUGGACUGAUUGCAGCUCAGGUGACUGGUAUUUCACUAAUCCCGGUCCGGUAUUUAUGAGUAGAACAAAGCUAUACAAACGAGUAUCUAUUAAAAGUAAAUGUAAAAAGAAGAAAAAUCCAGGACGUAAUUUUUUUACCCACGAAACCCCAACUGGACAUUCCUUCCGAAUAAAAUUACAGUUUGGAAGUGUUGGUUUUUCUGGUUUUUGACGAUAAGGAAAAACUGGGCGGGUAAAUUAUGAGAAACCUGCUAGACCCGAGGGGAGGGGAACCAAUAAAGGACGUUGAUGACAUUGAUAAUGUGCUAUUUUUGACCAGAUCUCGAGGAAGGGGUUGCUCCACAGAGCAACUUCGCAGCAAAUGAACGUUGGUCGUCAGUAGACGCAUUGGUGGACACUCGGCAAGACAGCCCAUCUUCAGGAUCAAGCCUCAGGAGACGAUCUUCUAACGGAAACCCAAAGCAAAGAGAAGAUAAACAUGAGCAAGCGAAAGAAGAGAAACCAACCUUACAAGGAAGGUGA